UUAUUAGGUUUGUAUAAAAUGAUAAUUAUAUGUAGUGGUCCAUAUGAAAUACUAUAUAAAAAGUUUUAUUGCUGUAAUUUUGCAGGCCUCUAGUCUAAGUUUAAUGAUUAUUGAUGCUGAAUUUUGCUUAAAAGCUCAGGUUUCCAGAAAUAAUGUCUACCCCAGCGAAAGGGGCAAAGAAGAAAGAAAAAAAGAAGCCCAUUCCAGUGAAAACAUCUUUGAUUAGCCCAUACAGACCAAGCUGGAGACCACUGGGGGAAAAGAGAAACAAGAGUUUCAUACUGAACACGCUGAAAGACAAAAUAUCCGCUAUUGGGCUUCAGAAACAACGUGUCAAUAGGUUUCGCGAGUGGGGAAGCAGAAGGAGGUCAAGAAAAAAGGCAUCAAAUCCCACGGAGGAUCCAAAACUAGCUCCUGAACCCGCAGAGAAUUUACAACCCCUCUCUAAGCCCACCGAACCGUGCUGGACUAACCCGGCCGUGAGGAAACAGCUGGCAAUUGGCAUCAACGAGGUCACCAAGGGUUUGGAGAGGAAUGAGCUGAGUUUGGUGCUCGUGUGUGAUUCGGUCAGGCCAGAACACAUGACGUGGCAUUUAAUCCCGCUGAGUAAUACGAGGUCGGUGCCCGCCUGUCAGGUGCCCGGUCUGAGCGAUAGUCUCUCGGGGCUGCUGGGUCUCAAGUGCGUUCUGGCGCUGGGAUUCAAACGCGGUGCCGAGGCGUUCGAUGAUGUGGUCCGCGCGAUCACGCCCGUGGUUCCGCCGUUCAACUUAGAUUGGAUUCCGACGGAAUCAACACCGAAAGCCAAAGAAAGGCACACCGAUACAGAAAAGGGACUGAAGAGGAAAUUAGAAGAUAUAUCGGAUGAAGCCAGUGACGCCUCUCCUUUAAUCCUCCAGCCUCUGAAAGUGAGGAAAACCAUCCCGAAUCCCACAAAAAUUAGAAAACCGAAAAAGAAAGGAAAGCAAUAGUUCUUAUCAAGUGAUUACAUGAUUACUAUUUAGGUUGUUUGGACACAUUUUAAGUGUUUAGUUAUUUACAAAAGUUUACGUGAUGGUUAUGGAGAGGGAAAAGACCCAAGUGGAUUGUUUUUGGAUGCUUUUAUUCAGUCAAAUAUCCAUGCUGGUAUACCUUGAUGUAUAUUUUUGACAAUUAAUUAUUUGGGUGGACUGUCAUGUUUGACAUGGUGCUGGUACGUAUUCCCAUUAGUUCCAACCUGCAAUGGAGUUCAAUAAAAAUACUGUCUUCAGAAAUAGAAAGCCGAUCAUUUAAAACUACACAAUUUGACAUUUAAAAAACAACCUCUCUGAAAUAAGGCAAGUACUUUGGGUGUUCUCGCCUUAACCCAUAAGUUUUAAACCAUACGGGGGGGGGGGGGGAGUUUCAUGCUCAUUUCAUACAGCAAGCCUUAGAAAAAAACAUACACAAAAGUGCCCUGAAUGUUAUUGAACGAAACCACCGGUUAAAAUGUGGGACUUAGAGAGAAGUUCCUUUCUUUUAAACAUGUCUGAACGUGCGCUUAUUUAAAAGCAUAUUGUAGAUUCAGAUACAUUAAAGCAAACCAUGACAAGAUAAGCUGUAGUAACACAAAAGAACUCCUGCUAUAUAAUAACGUUGUUCACAUUUCAUUACGUCCCACCAGUGAUUGUAACUGAACAGCCAGCAAAAACUCCUUGUGCUUAAGUAUAGCAAAAUUACCAGGGCCUGAUCGCAAAUGUACCACUUGAACGAGGUUAUGGUUUCACUGCAAAGAAUACUGACAGCAUAAAAAAAAAAUCAACAAUAAAAUGGAACAUGUAGCUUAAAUACAAUUCUAAAUAUCAGAAUUGUUUUACUAAAAUUAUAAUUUAAAAACACUUAGAUGGUAAAGAACAGAAACGGGUGGGAAAAGCUACUAAAGAUGUGACAAUCAUGCCUUCAUAAAACAAAAUGUAAAUAAAUUCACAUUGAAAAUUCUAAAUGUUUCUUUUGGACACACAAACCUAAAUAAAAAAUGCACCUCAGAACAAACUGGCCAUUUUAUAAACAAAUUAAUGUUGUGCUUCGAAAUGCAAUACAUUCUUCCACGUGUAACCAUUUACGCUCCCCCUCCCACAGACAGCAGGAACAUAUACGAACGGUAUAUGACUUCAAAGGCAGCUCCAUAGAAAAGACUUUGGAUUUCGACUCCCGUUCCUGUUCCGUUGUAAACCUCACAACACAUAAUAAAUAUCUGGCAUUAAAUGUACAGCUUGCUAAUUCACACAAAUGUAUCAACACUCCUUCAUAAUACAAAAAUGAACAAAAAGACAAAAACCAUGGGAUUAAACAUGUUCUGCGAGAGGAUACAGAUUGUAUGUUAAGGAAAAUAAACGAACACUACAUG
This is a messenger RNA of Rhinichthys klamathensis goyatoka, 2362 nucleotides long. RefSeq names its product ribonuclease P/MRP 38 subunit (gene rpp38). The coding region runs from base 153 to 968 and encodes 271 amino acids. The record is from RefSeq and is a predicted model, not a curated record. Gene Ontology annotation, cellular component: nucleolar ribonuclease P complex; fibrillar center; ribonuclease MRP complex. Lineage: Eukaryota; Metazoa; Chordata; Actinopteri; Cypriniformes; Leuciscidae. Gene Ontology annotation, biological process: tRNA 5'-leader removal. The transcript has a single exon. Gene Ontology annotation, molecular function: ribonuclease P activity; ribonuclease P RNA binding.